Molecule: messenger RNA, 2467 nt
Organism: Pieris brassicae (large cabbage white)
Lineage: Eukaryota; Metazoa; Arthropoda; Insecta; Lepidoptera; Pieridae
Product: cilia- and flagella-associated protein 52
Exons: 16
Coding region: 98-2431 (777 amino acids)
Biological process (GO): cilium assembly
Molecular function (GO): protein binding
Source: RefSeq, a predicted model, not a curated record
GUCAAGGCAGAAAACCAGCCUUAAAGAAUUACUUAUUACUUAAAAUAUAUAUUUUUACAAUUUAGUAAAGAAUUUUUAGUUAUUUAUAUUAAUUAAAAUGGAUGUGAAAAGCUUAGAACCAUAUUCAAUUAUAGGAUUUGAUGGGUCAGCAAUAAGGGGACUAAAAGUACAUCCAGAUGGUGACCAUAUAGUGUACCCCAUGGGCAAUAAAGUAUGUAUUCAAGAUUGGAAAACCAAAACGAUGUAUUUUCUUAGCGGCCAUACAAAUAGCGUGUCGACUGUAGCUAUAUCGCCUAAGGGGACAUAUAUCGGGUCUGGUCAAAUCAACCACAUCGGUUUCAAGGCAUCUGCCAAAGUUUGGGAUUUUAAAAAGAGGACCCUUCUUGGUACACACGAACUUCAUAAGGUGCGAGUCGAAGCGCUCACAUUCUCUUCGGAUGAGCGCUACAUGAUAUCUUUGGGUGGGCGGGACGAUGGCUGCGUGGUGUUAUGGGACUGUGUCGCUGGAGCUGCUACGGGUACAGCGGCAGCUUCUAGACUAACCACGGGCGACGCUGUCACACUUACUGCACUGUCACAACGCAUGAACUCGUUUGUUACUGGUGGUGAUUCGAACCUUCGAGUAUGGAAUAUUCGUGCGGCGAGCAAGAACCUAGAUGUUGUCGAUGUAACGUUAGGAAAAUUGCGUAGGAGUGUACGCUGCAUUGCGAUCAGCCACGAUGACUCCUAUGGGAUAGCUGGAACAACAUCGGGUGAUAUGAUAAAAUUCUCUAUAAACUAUCCUCCGGAUCCAAUGGAAGAUGUGUCGCAUUGCAAGCCAUCUUUACUCGGCUGUUUGGCAAAAUGCGGUCCUUGGAAGAAAGGAAAACGACCUGAGUCCUUAUGCUACAGUCAAGGCAUUGAGACAAUAAUGAUUAUGGACGAUGGCUGCCUUAUCGUGGGGUCUGGGGACGGAAUGAUAGACAUAUUAGAUGAGAUCAACUGGAAGGGAACUUUUCCCAAGGGAAAAUUAGUAGACCCAAAUAAACCUCACUAUAAAGCCUUAAAAAGCGUAAAAUUAAACGGUAGUAUAACAUCGCUGGAGAUAAUGGAGACACCUCAGUUGCGAGGUGAUAAGCGUCUCCUAUUGGCUGGCACACGGACAAGCGAGAUAUACGCUAUUAACAUACACACAUUUGAACCUACACUCGUUGUUACGUGCCCACGAUGCGCCAUCAAUCACAUCGCCUUUCCGAGAGGUAUGUCCGGAGUAUUUGCGACGGCAGGUGCAGGUGACGUAAGAGUGUGGUGCGUGAAAACUGCGCAGGAGUUGCUAAGAAUCGUUGUUCCUAACUUUAUCUGCUCAUCGGUUCUCUUCUCUGCUGAUGGGAAAUCUAUUGUAUCUGGCUGGAACGACGGCAACAUACGAGCGUUUACACCACUCACUGGCAGACUAAUGUACUGCAUUUUCAAUACUCAUAAUAAAGGCACAUCAGCCCUUGACAUGACCACGGAUUGUAGAACCCUCAUAUCAGGAGGCUGUGAAGGACAGGUGCGUGUAUGGGAUAUAAAGCCUGAGUGCCAGUCUUUGAAGAAAGUUCUAAAGGAACACAAGAGUCCCGUAUCCGCUAUACAAGUGUCUCCCAACAAUAUGGAAGCUGUUAGUGCAGGGACCGAUGGCUCGUGCAUUAUAUGGGAUCUUGUCUCAUUGUCACGUCGUCAAGUGAUGUACGCAAAUACGUUGUUUAUGUGCGUAUGUUUUGAGCCACUCGGGUGUCAGUUAUUGACGGGUGGGACAGAUCGACGCGUGGCCUACUGGGAGACUGGAAGUGGAAACUUAGCUAGGGAAUUAGAAGCAAGCAAAGUAGGAGCUGUCAAUGGAUUACAUAUCACGCAAAACGGAGAAUUAUUUGUGACUGGUGGCAAUGAUCAAAUGGUCAAGUUAUGGAAAUACCAAGAGGGUAUCUACACACACACUGGGCUUGGACACGCUGGUGCGGUAACAUGUUGCCGCUUUAGUCCCGAUGCAAAAAAUAUUGUUAGUUGCUGUGCGGCUGGCAGCAUUAUCAUAUGGAAAAUGCCAGAGCAAUACAUACAAAAAUACUCGAAACCUCCAUCAGUGAGAAACAGUAUAUCCAAAGUACCAAAAGGGUUGCAAGAGGAACUCCGCUUGCCUCUCGAAGAAAAACCUACUCAGAAAGCUGCGGGAGACAGACAACCUAAAAUACCUGCAAGACCUUCUAAAGAAGAAAAGAUUGGAGCAAUGGAUACGACGCGUAGUAGCGUACACUCGUGCUGUCCGUGCGAUACGGCACGCUCAAUUACUUCUAACACAAGUGCGAAUAAUGGAAAAAAUACUAGCAACACUGUCAAGUGUUGUCGUCCACCAGACAAUUUACCAACUCGAACAACCAGUAAGGAAUAUGUCAGUGGGAGUGGUGAUCGAAAAUGAAAAGCUAUAAUUAAAUAAAUGAAGACUGCUAUUGUA